CAACAACCACCCCAUCAAGCCCUAAUCUGCCGCCGGCCCCGUCAUAGUGUCCCGUAAUAAAGGCACAUAAAAUCCGAACCUGUCCGGAACGUGCCGGUUCCUUCUCAGAGAGCUACGGUCACUAUAAGCGGGCCAUCACUGCUGUUGCCGGCAUUUCUCAACUGUCUAGGUAUAAAUUCCUGGUCACGUUGAGCCCUCUCCCAGAUCUUUCUUUCUUCACCACACAACCACCAUCCUCCGACAGGCCUGUUUAAAGACAGAACUUCACACCACCACUUCUCCAGUAUCUAUCAGACAAGACUGUCAAACCACAAACCUCGUCGACCUACCACUCUCAAUCGCCAUCGCCAUGUCUGAUAGGGACAACAAGAACGACCAGACGACCUCCAACGAGGUAGUCGACUCCUUCGCCACGGGCGAUCUUGCCGCCGCCGUCCCCGACCUUAAUGGUGACGGCGAGACCAAGCCCAAGCCCAAGCCCGCAAAAAAGGUCUACAGCGAGGCCGGCUCUCAGUGGACCCAGCAGGUCCCUUACAACUACAACGAGUUUGGUGAUGAGGGUCACCACGACUGGGAGCACAAUGCUGCCGUCUACGAGUUCGACGGCGAGAUUGGUGAUGUUGGCCCUGAGCAUCCUGCUCUCGAGAUCCAGCUUUUCGGUGAGCCAGAGACUCGCAAGAAGCAGGGCGUCGACUUUUCCAACAUUGCUGAACUCGAGGUCUACCAGGAGGGCCCUGCUCGCGUCGACCCCAUUGCCAGCUUUGAGACUGCUGGCCUCCAUCCUGCUAUGCUGAACAACGUUAAGCUUGCUGGUUAUGAGACCCCGACUCCCAUUCAGCGUUACUGCCUGCCUGCCAUCAAGAUGGGCUAUGACGUGGUCGCUGUCGCCCAGACAGGUUCCGGCAAGACUGCCGCCUAUCUGAUUCCCAUCCUGAAUCAGUUGAUGGGCAAGGCCAAGAAGCUGGCCGCUACGCGUCCCAAUCCCGCCGCCUUCCGCGAGGGUGUCGACCAGGCUGUCCGCGCUGAGCCCCUCGUUGUCAUCGUCUGCCCCAGCCGUGAGCUGGCUGUUCAAGUCUUCACCGAAGCCCGGAAGUUUUGCUACCGCACCAUGCUUCGCCCUUGCGUCAUUUACGGUGGCGGUCCUUCCAGUGAGCAGCGCGCCCAGCUCCAAAAGGGCUGCGACGUUCUCAUUGCGUCUCCCGGUCGUUUGAUCGACUUCAUGGACGAUACCAGACUCUUGACCCUCCGCCGUGUUCGUUACAUGGUCCUUGACGAGGCUGAUGAGAUGCUUCACGAUGACUGGAAGGGUGACUUCGACACGAUCAUGUCUGGUGGCGAGAUCGAGGAGGGGAAUGUGAGAUACAUGUUGUUCUCGGCCACUUUCCCCAAGCAAUUCCGGGACUUGGCCAAGAACCAUCUGGCCGAGACUCAUGUCCGUCUGCGCGUCGGUCGUGCCGGUAGCACCCACCGGAACAUCAAGCAGGUGGUUUACGAGACGGCUCCUUUCAAUAAGAAGUCGGCUCUCAUCGAUCUUUUGGAGUCUUUGCCUCCCACUCGCACCAUCAUUUUCGUCAACAGCAAGCGGACUGCUGACGAGUUGGAUGACUUCCUCUACAAUUUGAAGUUUCCCUGCACAUCGAUGCACGCCGACCGCACCCAAAAGGAGCGUGAGGCUGCAUUGCGUGGUUUCCGCAGCGGGUUGGCUCCCAUUCUGAUCACCACUGGUGUCACUGCUCGUGGCAUCGACGUGCGCAAUGUCAUGCACGUCAUCAAUUACGAUCUCCCCUCGAUGGACUACGGUGGCAUUGAGGAGUACACUCAUCGCAUCGGUCGCACUGGUCGAAUCGGCCAUCGUGGCAUGGCCUCGUCUUUCUUCACCGAGCGCGAUGAGCCCAUUGCCUCCGUGCUUACCCGUACCCUUCUCGAGACCAGCCAGGAGAUCCCGGAUUUCUUGGCUGGCUACAUCCCGGAGGAUGUCGCCCAUCUCCGAUUCGAAGCUGAUUCAGACUUUGAUGAGACCGAAAACGCAGCGGACAACUUUGGCGGUGAUGCCAACGAUGGUGGUGAUGGCGGUGACGACCCCUGGGGCGCUGGUGAUGCUGCUCCGGUUGCCCAGCCGGUCGCCGAGAAGGAUUCUGGUUGGUAAAUCAGGGAUGACUUCACAUUUGUUUUUUUUUUUUUGAUUGAUUUUGCCUGGGGUAAUCUUGGAGGUUUGUCGGAUGGGUUCGGAAGUUUACCUGGAAAUUUUUGCUCAUAUGACCCGACAACUUGGGAUGGGAUGAUACCUUAGCAUAGCUGUUGCGAUAUGCUUAACCAACAAAGAGAACUAACUGUUUUCAGUGAUCUGCCUGGUCUCU
Podospora pseudocomata is the source of this 2357-nucleotide messenger RNA. RefSeq lists its product as uncharacterized. The record is from RefSeq and is a predicted model, not a curated record. Gene Ontology annotation, cellular component: nucleus. NCBI's taxonomy places the organism in Eukaryota, Fungi, Ascomycota, Sordariomycetes, Sordariales, Podosporaceae. Bases 350 to 2146 code for a protein of 598 amino acids. The transcript is spliced from 6 exons. Gene Ontology annotation, molecular function: ATP binding; RNA helicase activity; RNA binding.